AUGCUUCUGUGUGCUAUAUCAUGUAUUUUACUAUGGCCAUUAUCAAUGAUUAUCAUAGGUAUUCGAUAUCGAAAUGAAUGUCCAGGUCAACCUCAAUUAUCAAUUUAUCAUAUUACAUUUGGUUCGAUUUGGUUAUUUCUUUUUUUCUUAAAUAUAAUUCGUUGUUAUUCAUUUCAUCGAUCUAUUGAUUUUAUAUCAACAAUAAUUUGGUUAAUCCUUUUAUUAUUAAUUAUUCCAGGUUAUACUUUUAUAUUUAAUAUUCGAAAUAUUAUUCUAAUAUCUGAAACAUAUCCGAAUGAAAUAUGUGUGUAA
Molecule: messenger RNA, 312 nt
Organism: Rotaria socialis
Lineage: Eukaryota; Metazoa; Rotifera; Eurotatoria; Philodinida; Philodinidae
Source: the annotation of a GenBank genome assembly